GGUUAAUAAAGAUAUUGGGGUGAAAGGAAGAUAAUUUUUAGUGACGUAAAACAUACACAGGUUUCGACAUGAUAUGAAAAACCUUACUUAAUAAGCAAGAAAUAAAUGGAUAAAGUGAAAGACUUUCAAAAUGAAGCAAAAAAUUUACAGACGAUAUUUGGUGAUUGGUAAUUAGAAUAAAUUGAAGUUUGGCGCAGAGAGUGCAAAACACAACAAUGCUCGUUGUCUGAAAAAGCCAAAGAUAAUUUGGCAAUGGCUUCAUAUAGCGCUAAAAUCGUAGAGAAGAAAUAUAAUAACUGGGUUAAAGCUCAGUUAGCUGUACUAUUUACUAAAGAAGGCAUUGAACCUUUUAUAUGUAAUGAAAUUAAACAAUUUCAAUUGAAAUGCUUAGAUGAUAUCUGCUACAAUAAUAGACUACAGAGUGGGACUCUAUGCUCCAGUUGUUGCACGGAAAAUGUUGUAAAGUGUCCUACAAAUAAGAUAUGUAAUGUUGGGCGUGGAAAAUGCAGUUAUCAUAGAAAUGCUGCAACAAAGUUUAAUCCUGCUGGAUGUCCAAAUCAGAUAUGUCACGAUUUCAAAACUAAAAUUCAAUGUGCGCACAGGUUCUACGGCCCGUCAUAUAAAAACACCGAUGCUUCACAGUGGUGCAGUAGUUCCUGGGAGGUAGCUAAAUGCUUCAUGCCACCAGAUGGAUAUGCAGAUAAAAUUUCUUUUACAGAAACUGAUUUCAAUGGAAUCAUUAGCGUUAUCAUCAACUUCAAAGACUUUCAGGUCAGAGUACAUGAAAACCUCAAUAACAAUACCAAUAUAUUUGAGCAGGCAAAGGUUAUUGGAAGGCAUGUUAGGCAUUCGUCUAAAUUAGAAGUAGAGGAUACAGAUCUUCAAAAAUACUUCAAAGUAUUACAACAGCUACUUUCUGAUCCUAUACAUUUAGCUACAGAUGUACAUGCGCAAUCUGCCAAAAAGAAACUUACAGAGCUAGCAAAUGACACUUUAAUCAUUUGUAAAGACGAUGUCAAAAAAGCACUUGACGAUGUGGCAAAAGCAGUUCAGGAUAACACGAAGACUGCAAUAAAUGAGGAAUAUGAAAAAAUUAAACUAGACAUGAUAAAAAGAAGACAAGAAGAUCUGUUAUCUCUAGAGUCAAAAACUUCUGAGGGAGUGACGCAGAUAGAAUAUUCUGUAAAAACUAUUAAAAGCGUAACUGAAAGCGGACUCCAGACAAUAGAAAAUGAAAGAAACAAUACAAUAACAGUUCUAAACGAAAAGAAAAAGGACAUAGAAGGAGCUGUAGAAAUUCAUACUAAAAAAAUGAAGGAGGAGUGGGACAAGAAAGUCGAUGUUAUUAAGGGUCAGGGGAAUGAGGAAAGAACAGCCCUAAUCAAUUUAGGACAGACUUUACAGAAAAGCCUUGUGUCGAUGAGUACAAACGAGAACGAAGAACAAUACAUCGAUGCUAAACGGAAACUUAAGGACGAUCUAAUUUUAUGGUACAACACCAAUCAGAGUACAGUUUCUCUUUCACCAGUCACAGAUGAUUUUAUUACCCAACUAGCUGGAUUUUAUGUCAUGCCCGAAAUAGAGAUACAGAAAAUUGUAGUAGGCGGAAAGAAAGAAACAACUAGAGUUGAAUCGUUACAUGAUCUGUUCACAUCGGAAAGAAAAGUUCCAAAGGAAAUAUAUCUAUCAGCGACCGCUGGGUUUGGGAAAACUGCGUUUGCUAAAUAUCUUACCAUAACAUGGUGCCAAGCGAAUAAAAAAGAUGAAAACUACAGUUGUUUUAAAGAAGAAGAGUUAAAGGCUUUAUCUGGCUUUGAUUUUUUAUUCCUGGUGCUUUUAAGAGAUUCAGUUAAAGUAUGUCAUGUUGACGACAUGAUCGAACAGCAAAUAAUAAAAAAUCUUCCGUGUUCAUCAUCAUUACCGAAGGAUUUUCUAAAAGAUCUUUUUCGCAAUGAAAAAUGUCUAGUUAUAUUAGAUGGACUGGAUGAAUGGACUCAUCCAGUAAAUGAUUGUAGUAGACAUCCAAAAGCUAUUCCUCAUCGAUUUGCACGAGACAAGUGUAUAAUCUUAACAACAACCAGGCCUUGGAAGCUUGCAGAUUCAAAUAUAAAGACAAGUCAAAUAGAUAGAAUAGUAGAGCUAGUUCAACUCAACAUAGAGAGUGCAUUACAGUUUAAACUUAACGCAAUGCAUAUAUUGAAAGGCAGCCUUGAAGAGGAUGAACUGAAAAACCAAGUCUGCAGUUUUGAAGAAGAAAUUAGUGAACAUGACCUUGAAGAUGUGGAAUCCACCCCCCUUCUUUUACUCUAUCUGAUAUGUUUAUGGGUUGAGGAUAUUCCAAUAGGAAAUUCUGUGGUUGAUCUAUAUGCAAGCAUUAUUCAGCUCCUUCUUUAUAGAACAGAAAAGAUACAUGGGGAGCUGCAUCUAUCUUCUAAAACGUAUCAAAGCUACAUUCCCAAAUGUUUUAGAAAACAUAAUCAUUGCUGUAAAUAUUACACGCUUUUAAUGAUACUGGGAAAACUAGCUUUCCAUACUUUGAUCAGUGAUAAUAGAGAAAGCAAACUGGUAUUUGAUAAACAUGUUGCGAAAAACUACCUUAAACAAGAAGAUCUUAACUUUUGCCUUCGUUCGGGAAUUAUUACAGAAAGUAAAGUAAAAACGCUAGUGAGGGAAAGUUCUAAAAUCUCAUUUUCACAUAAAACAGUACAAGAAUUCUUUUUAGCAAUGUACGUUAGUUUUCAAAAUACAAGUGAUGUUCAAAAAAUCUUGAAAGAGUGCACCUGCAUACAAAACAUUCUAGACAUGUCAAAGGUGUUUAUCUUUAUUAGUAAGAUGAACCCUAAAUUAAUGUCUAAAAUUUCAAGCGUUUUGAUGCAUGUGGUCGACUACGAUGAGAAAACAGGCAAAUACAGAACAAUGACAGAUUAUGAUUACAGAUAUGCUGACGAAUUAAAAGACAUACAAGAUAUGUUUAUGGCAGCUGCCAAAGAAUGUCAGAAAAACAAGGAUCUCAAAAUAUGUUUACAAGAUGUCUUUAUAAAUGAAAAAUGUCAUGACGAAAACUACUUCUGUCAUUUACAACAUUUGAUUCUUCAAAAUAAAGAAAACAUAAAAUCUAUUAAUAUUGAAAACGAAGGUAUAUGUAGUACACGGAAACUUAUCAAAUUGUUUGCACUCUCUGACCUUCCAAAAAUAGAAAAAAUAUACUAUAACGGAGAAAUUAAAGAACGGGAAAUGAUCAGGUUAUUAUUGAAGCCAUUGAAAUGUUUAACUGUGAUGUCAUGUAAAUGGGAAAAUAAUGACUUUGUUGAAAAACGUUGUCCGCUGUCUUCUGAUCUGAAUGGACAUCUGAUAGAAUUGCAACACCUGCAGUGUUUACAUUUAAGCUGUUUCAUAAUGUGCCACUCGGAAAUGGCGGCCAUGUUUGAUUUCCUAACCGAUAAAAUAUCUAUGAUGGAUAUAAAACUGCUCAGUUUAUACUGCAGUGAUCAUGAUACUUCAUGUAUGGGGUUCAACUUUGACAUUUCUGGACAUUCACACCUAAGAUGUUUAGGAUUGCACGACAUACCUGUGUCACAAUUAAACAUUAAUGUAUCUUUAUUAGAAGAAUGUACUGUAGGUGAAUUAUUCAAGCCUGAUGUUCUUAAAUCGUAUCUCAGGCGCCUCCCAGCAGCCUGUAAACUGCAAACACUUGAGUGUGGCGAUUUAGAAUCUUCCGAUGACAUAGAAACAAUGCUUCAAACAUUACCACUGUUACAUCAUGUGAAAGAUCUGAGAUUACAUGGAAUCAAUCUAGGUGAAAGAUCAAUUGAACUGUCAUGUCAAAUGAGUAAUAUUGAAAAUGUUAUUUUAUGGUAUAUGACAAUGUCUUGUACAGCGUUGCAUGAUCUCAUUACUGUUGUAAGCGAUCUUCCACAUUCAGUUACAGUAGAGAUGAGAGGUUGUGAUAUCACACCAGAAACAGAAUUUGAAAAGUUAAAAGCGUCUGCAAAAGACUCGGACAAAAUUAUGGUGACCAUUGAUGACACCAUUCAGUCUGGAGAGUACGUGUUUGAGUUUAAAACAAAUACCAACUUGAAAUAAGAAAUAAGUACAGAGUAACGUUACUAAGGUUCUGGCUUGGGCGAAUUUUAGAAACCGUUUAUUUAGUUUAUCAUGAGCAAAGUAACAUAUAAAAUAGGCAUCUUUUUUAUAUUGAAAUACUAGUAGACAUUAGACAAUACUAUGAAACGUCAAAAUAAAUGGAACUACGUAUUGAAUCAAUAAUUCAACGAUUUUGUUGUUCAAUUUAACAAAUAAUUAUUAUUCUAUGGAACAGUGCAUGUAAUCCAAAAUUUAUUAUGUAAUACGACUACACCUUUAUAUUAUAACAACAAUCACUCAUUGAGAAAUAUUCCUGCGGUUGAUGUAGGCCAUUGGGUUCACAGUUUGGCACAACUCGUAAAAUAUAUUAUGAACAAUGAAAAGAAACAGAUUGUGUUGAAACAUUUGGAAUAAUGCUUUAUUUAUUUGGUGGUAAUAUUAGUAGUCGUUAACAUUUCUCUUAUUUUUAAAGAAUCGAUUACAGCACAGGAAUUUGAAAUAUUAUCAUAGAUUAUCAAAAACUCCACUUUGUUUUUAUCAAAAACCCCAUCCCUAUAUAAUAUAAAUAGAUGUAUAGACAAAUGGUAGUUUAUAUAAUUAUGUAAUGUAUAUAUUAGAAAGUUGAUAUUUCGGAAUGCAUUGGAAUGAGUUUUAUUAAAUAAUUUUAGUGGCGUAUUGUGAAUUACACACUGCUACACAUAACACUGAAUUUUAUGAGUGUUAAAUGGUGUAUUUACACGCUAAACAAGCAUUAAUAUAAAGCAUAUCUUUAGCUAUCUUUCUUUACAAGGUAAAAUCUAAUACCUUGGGGAAAGUAUUUCUUGUAAAAAUAGUAUUUCACAUUUUUCUAGAAAAGAUUUGUUCUUUCUGUGUGUAAUUGUUAGUUCAUAUAUUUGUAUUUGUGAAUUAGAAUUUCAUUCAUAUGAAUUUAUGAACUCAGCUGAAUACUUUGUACAAGGUAAUAUUUCAAUGCUAUGGAGUAUUUCAUUCUAGAGAAAAUGGUAUCUGAUGUUUUCCAAGAGACAGACACCAGUUUUCAGUGAUUGUGUCUAAACUCGAAUGGAUACUGUUUUUUUUUUAAAUUGUAUGUGUAUUGAGAUUAAAUGUAUUGAUUACUGUAAGACUGUUUUCAGUAGUUUAUUUAGAUCAUUUAAUGUUUUGUAUGCUUAUAUAUAUAUUUAACUUACGUGUCAAACUGGAUUGUAUUGUGUUUACAGUGAUGCUCGAUUAAUCAUUCUCCAAACGCCAACCAUGUCAGUUUAAAUGACGUCAUCGUGCUACUUCCGAACUUGCGCAAUUGCUUUUAUAUAUAAUUUAUCAACUGAAAUGGAUAAAUGUUUGAUCGUGUGUGUUAGUGUAUGUGAGAUGUUAUUUUAGCAUCAAAUGAAAAGAAAACAUAAUACGAACGGAAAACAUCAAUAAAACUGCUUUACUAUUGUUGCCUUAAAGAAUUGAAAACUAUCUUAUGGGAGGGAGGAAAAAACAGCCGCAUGUACAUGUAGUCCCAAACCAGUACUUAUUGGUCUUGUGUUCUUUGUUUCUAGUGACACAAUCACUAGUCCUGUUACAAUAGUCUAUUUACGCAUGUGGCAAAAUUAGGAAUCAGUUCAUAUGACUAUGCUGCAUUAUAUAUCGUAUGUCAUUUUUUUGCAAUUUAAGGUUGUGUCAUUGUUCAUUUAUCUUAAUUAAUAACUAAUAAAUAUCUUAUUUUGAUCUUUGUGUCUUUAUUAUUCAAAGUAUAAAUGUUAUGUAUCUUUACAAUACUGCAUUCUAUGUUACCAGUAUUGAGUUUUGAACACAUUUUAGGGACCUAUUUUGUUAGGACUAUACUUUCAGGGAUAUUCUAUUUAUAGAUUUAGAGAUAAAUCAUGUAUCACCUUUUUCAGACAAUUUACUUACUUAAAUAAUUAACUUUUUGAAAUUUAAUAUUAAAAUUAAGAUAAGUUUACUUAAGAAAUAAUUUGAAUUAUCAAAAACAGUGAUUUUAUCGCUCAAUAAAAUCACUGUUUGGAGUUCGGAAUAAUAUCACAAGGGCGUAGCCCGAGUGAUAUAAUGAUGCGCAUCCGAACGACAAACAGUGAUUUUAUCAAGCGAAAAAAUCAUUGAUUUGAAUAUAUUAUUUCGAUUCUAACACAUUAACAAAUAAAUGCUGCCAUACCUGAUAUAUUAAGUUCUAAAAAGAAAAAAGUCUUGUUAAAUUUUGGAAAUUUUAUAGCACAAACAUUUAAACGCAGGGAAUUAAACCAACAAAAUCUUCAGACAUAAUUAUAAAAAUGUUAUCUUGUUAGUAGUAUUACUUUAUUUCUUUUUAUUCUCCUUGUUUUGUUAAUACAGUCUAAAGAUGUAGUUGUAUCAUUGUAUGACACUUUGCAACUAAAUAAUGUUAACUUUGAUGAUAACGUGAUGUUUAAUUAUAUUUGAAUGUAUGUAUUUUGUGACCAUGUGCAUUUUGUACACGUCUUAUAUGAAUAAACUAUCUAUCUAUAUAUCCUGAUAUUUACCUAAAUUGUGCUUGAUUUUUUCGUAGUUAUUUUCAGCGCGUCACAUUUUUAUUGGUUAUGUCAUAUAUAUAAUGAUUACGUCACCCGUCUAAGUAUAGAACGUCAAACAGGGAUUUUAUUGCAUAAUAACACACACUUUCGGUUCUUCAAUGUUCAAUAGGGAAAGUGCCGGUCGUGGUAGAAUAUUUUAAUAGUGAAAGUUACAGUAUUAUUCUAUUUAUAGAUUGGAGUAAUCAAACCUGUAUAACUUACUUAUGAACGGAUCAAACGAUUGUUCCAUUAAUGUUAGGGAAUUUAUACAAAAAAUUAGUCAUUGUUUGACUGUUUAUGGAUUUUAUUAUGUUCAUUUGAUAAUUUUAUUUUGUAUUUUUUAGUUGUCAAAGCAGCACGCCUCCUGAUUCAUGCUAGUUUCAUGAAAAUUUUGAAAAUGCAUUUGAAUGAAAAAUAUGGUGAAGUAACCAAAAGGAAGUAAUUUACACGUAAUAAAUGGCACUUAAAAUCCACGUAAUUUACCAAAACGUGGUUAAAAUAUGCAUAUAAUUAUAGCCUUUACUGCGUUAGUAACGCAGUAGAAAUAUAGUUGUAAAUACUGAAAAAUCAGUCAUUAAUCGCACAUAAUAUGUAAAAUAUAACUUGAUUCUUGUAAUUUUUUACUUUUCCGAAUAUCUUAGUACAUUUUUCUCAAGUUUGAUUUGAUUGAAGUAUUUUGACUCAUCUGGAGGCUUGUAGCUUUAAGGUAGCAUACCCCUGAUGGGCACUAUAAGGAACUGUAAAAUUGACAACAUAAGAUAGUAUUUUGCAUAAAUGUCACCUAUAUGCAAAAUUUAAACCAAAUUUAUCGUGUGGUUUAUGAGUUAUGGACAUUUUUCUGAACUAAAACUUUGCCAUUAGAAGGGCUUUUUUCAGAAAUGAGGAAACUCUAAAUAAUCGAUAACACAGCUUACACUCCAUCGUCCACAAUGACUUCAGCUUGCAAUCAAUAUGUUUACCGUAAAACGCAGAAAAAGGUAAAACUGGUCAAAAUAAAUAAAUCAUUGAGUUGUUUUACUUAUAUGUAUGGUACUGACAUAAACUAAAUUAUUCAUAAUCAAUAUUCUAAUGUUAAAACAUAUAUUUUCAGACAAAAUGCGGUUUCUCACUCAGAUUUCCCGAAAAAAAGCAAAAUUGUUUGCAUCAAACGACGAUUUCAAAGCUUUAAACCUAAUAUUUGAACAAAUCUUUUUGAUUCUAUCGAAAAUUAUGUUCUACCAGAAAAAUAAACAAUUUUAUUUGUAAACGUCUUGACUACGAAUUAGCAACUGUUGAUGUUUCCUCACUGUCCGGUUGCUUAUGAGGACUUGAAAAAAACUGUACCGUUGCCUGGGAGCAAACUACAAGUUUUGUUUCUAUUAAAAACACAAUUCCUGAACAGUUGGCCCAUUUUAAAGGUUACAAUGGCAUUGACAUUGCAUGUAAACCAAACAAAAUGAUAUGUUGGUUUAAUAACUAAUGUAUGUGAACGAAAAUCUUAAAAAAGUUUAUAAUUCCCAUGGAGAAAACGAAAUCAGUAGAAGUUUCAAGAAUUCCUGAAUCCUCUCCAUUUGGCAAGUGUGCUCGAACUUAUACACCAACAAAAAGCAUCCAUGAUUGUCCAAAUUUAAACAUUGUUGAAACGACUGCUGAUGAUCUUAGCGCAUAUUUUGUUGAAAUGCAAUUAGACGUAUUUGAAAAAACAUUUUCUGUUCAAACAGAUUCAACGAUAACAUUAGAUUUUUCUUAAAAGCCCACCUAGCCUUGAAGAGAGAGAAGAAAAGUUAGACAGCGAUGUUAAAAAGGUUGGUGAUUUUACAACAAUCAUUGAAAAACUCGAUCAGAAAGGUAUUGACAGUAUUGCCGAAGCACCUGAAUUCAACAGAAACG
Molecule: messenger RNA, 8483 nt
Organism: Ruditapes philippinarum (Manila clam)
Lineage: Eukaryota; Metazoa; Mollusca; Bivalvia; Venerida; Veneridae
Exons: 6
Coding region: 253-4083 (1276 amino acids)
Source: RefSeq, a predicted model, not a curated record